Molecule: messenger RNA, 1791 nt
Organism: Sodiomyces alkalinus F11
Lineage: Eukaryota; Fungi; Ascomycota; Sordariomycetes; Glomerellales; Plectosphaerellaceae
Product: MFS general substrate transporter
Exons: 1
Coding region: 1-1791 (596 amino acids)
Biological process (GO): transmembrane transport
Molecular function (GO): transmembrane transporter activity
Source: RefSeq, a predicted model, not a curated record
AUGCCGUUCGCAGACUCUCACGCGGAAAAGCAACAGCUACCUCCCCCUACAGGCAGCUCCUCUCGACCGGAGGCGUCCGAUUCCUCCUCGUCCGGACCAUCGGCCACAUCCCACGGCUAUUCGUCUUCAAGACGACCAUCGAGCGUCGGUAGCGUUGAAGGGAUUGCUCAAUACGAUGGACAUCGACCAUCCGAAGAGGAGCUGACACGAUGUCGGUCAAGGAGAUUGUCAGCAUCUCAAGUCUCGGCCCAUUCGACCGGUUUCGAAGGUGUCGGGCUCGUUCCUUGGUUUUCCGGGGAGUCCAUCAUUUCGAGAAUUCGAUCCCGACCUCCCGUGCCCCCCUUCCAUCAUCCGCUCGCCGGCUGUCCCACCACUGACGACUAUCUCGUCGAUUUUGACGGACCAGACGACCCGUACCGUCCCGUCAACUGGCCGCCUCGCAAGAAAGCCACCACCACGCUCCUCUACGGCCUCGUCACCAUGACUGCCACUUGGGCGUCUUCCGCCUAUUCGUCCGGCACCCACCUGGUCGCCGCCGAGUUCGACGUCAGCCACGAGGUCGCCGUCCUCGGCACCACUCUUUUUCUCCUGGGCUUCGGGCUCGGCCCUUUACUCUGGGCACCGCUCUCCGAAGUAUACGGGCGUCGCGUCGCCGUCCUCACCCCCAUGGCCAUCGCCGUGUGUUUCUCCUUUGCCACGGCCACGGCGAAAGACCUACAGACCAUCCUCCUCACGCGGUUCUUCGGCGCCGUCUUCUCCUCGGCCCCCGUCACCAACACGGGCGGCGUCCUGGGCGACCUCUAUACGCCCGCCCAUCGGGGCUACGCCAUGGCAGGGUACGCCCUGGCCGUGGUAGGCGGGCCGACGUUGGGACCCAUCGCCUCGUCGGCCGUGGCGCAAGACCCGUCCCUGGGCUGGCGAUGGACGGAAUACAUCACGGGGAUCCUACAGGCGUUCGUGCUGGCGGUGACCGUCCUGCUCGUGGACGAGACCUACCCGCCGAGCCUCCUGGUCCGCAAAGCGCGGCAGCUGCGCAUCACCACGGGGAACUGGGCCCUGCACGCGCGCUUCGAGGAAUGGGACGUCACGCCCGCCGAGCUGGCGCGCAAGUUCCUGAUCCGCCCGCUGCAGCUCCUCGCGACGCCCAUCUGCGCCCUCAUCGCCCUGUACACGAGCUUCACCUACGGCGUCAUGUACAUGCAGCUGGGCGCCGUGCCCAUCAUCUUCGCCCAGCGCCGCGGCUGGGGUUUGGGCGUCCGCGGCUCGCUCCCCUUCCUCGCCCAGUUCCUCGGCGCCGUCACCGGCCUGGGCAUCAACGCCGUGAACCAGGUCGGCUACAACCGCGCCCUCAAGGCCCGCGGGGAACGCGUCCUCCCCGAGCGUCGCCUCCCGCCCAUGAUGCUCGGGUCCGUCCUCCUUGCCGGCGGGCAGUUCAUGAUGGGGUGGACCGCCGAGCCCGAGGCCGCGCCCUGGAUCGUCCCCGUCAUUGGCCUGUACCUGUCCGGGUGCGGCUUCAACACCGUUUUCCAGGCGGGGCUGAAUUACCUUGUUGACACGUUCCACUUGUAUGCUGCUAGCGCUGUGGCGGCGAAUACGUUCCUAAGGAGUUGCUUCGCUGCUGCUUUCCCCCUGGCGGUCGGGCCGCUGUAUAACAACCUUGGUGUGGGGCCCGGGGCGAGUAUCUUUGGCGGCUUUGCCUGUCUACUGAUCCCUGUGCCGUUUGUUUUUUACGCUUAUGGGAAGAGGAUCCGGGCGGCGAGUCAUUGGAGCAAGGGGAGUUGUCUGGGUUGA